This is a messenger RNA of Neltuma alba, 3093 nucleotides long. RefSeq lists its product as uncharacterized. Bases 1 to 3093 code for a protein of 1030 amino acids. NCBI's taxonomy places the organism in Eukaryota, Viridiplantae, Streptophyta, Magnoliopsida, Fabales, Fabaceae. The record is from RefSeq and is a predicted model, not a curated record. Gene Ontology annotation, molecular function: nucleic acid binding; RNA-DNA hybrid ribonuclease activity. The transcript has 8 exons.
AUGGGAAUAAUAGAAGUUGUGAUUCUACUGAUAUGGCUAAAGGUUCCGGUGGCUGUCCUAAAUCAGCCACCCAAGGGCCAUGAGUAUACUCGCUUGGAACUACCAAGGGCUGGGGCUAAAGGUGCAAGAUUCACUUGGUGUAAUCAAAGAAUUGGCGGUAACCAUGUUAAAGAAAGAUUAGAUCGUGCUCUCUGUAAUGAUAUUAGGACUCCAAAAGCCUUCAAAUUUGAGGCUGUCUGGGCUUCUCAUCCAGAGUUCGUGGAUAUAAUAAAAGAUUGUUGGCAGAUAGAAGAUGUUGAGGGAUCUAAUGGGGUGGUAUCUUUUAUUAACUGUCUUAACAGUUGCAGAGUUAAACUUAUUAAAUGGAGCAAAGAGAAGUUUCCAAACAAUAGGAAACUUAUUGCCAAUUUGAUAGCAAAAAUUGAAGAUCUAAAGGCUGAAGUUUAUACAGCUGAAUCAAAGUGUAAUAUUGAGCGUUUGACCUCUGAAACUACUGUGGUUCGAAGGCAAUGGAAUUUAAUUGUUAAGCUGAAAGACAAUCUGGAUAACUGGAUUGAGAAAGAAGAUGGAAUAGAGAGUUUAAUUGCAUAUUUCUACUCUUCUCUCUUUACCAGCAGCCCCCAAGGCCACUUUGAUACAGUCAUCUAUUACAUUCAACCAAGAAUCUCAGAUUUCCAGAAUCAAUUGCUAACUCAGCCUAUCUCAAAAAUAGAGGUGAAAGAGGCUACUUUCCAGCUUGGAGCUUUUAAGGCACCGGCCCUGAUGGAUUCAAUGGUCACUUUUACCAUGUUUUCUGGAAUGAGACUGAGAGUGGUUUUGGAUAGUUGUAUUUCUGAGCACCAAAGGGCUUUUGUCCCUAAUAGACUUAUCCAAGAUAACAGUAUAAUUGUCCAUGAAGCAUUCUAUUAUCUGAAAAAUAAGAAUUUCGGAGAUAAAUUUGAAUUGGCUUUGAAGAUGGACAUGAAUAAAGCCUAUGAUAGGUUGGAAUGGAAUUUUAUUGAAGAGGUUAUGCUAAAGAGGAAUUUCUGCUCUAAAUGGGUUAACUGGAUCAUGAAUUGUGUUCGUAGUGUAAAGUUUAAUAUCCAAAUGUCAGGGAGAAAGAUUGCUUCUGUUAUUCCUCAGAGGGGUCUUAGACAGGGAGAUCCUCUCUCUCCUUAUCUGUUCAUUUUGGCUUCUAAAGCUCUUUUCUCUAUGAUAUCCUUCCAUUCUAGCCAUGGCAACUUAUCUGGAAUCAACAUUACUAAAGGUGGCCCGAUGAUCACUCAUAGUUUGUUUGAUGAUGAUACUAUCAUCUUUCUAAAGGCUAACUUAGAUAAUUGUAGCCUAUUUAUGAAAUUGUUGCAGGAUUAUUGUAAUGUUUCGGGACAGAGGGUGAAUUAUGAUAAAUCUAGCCUUUUCUUCUCAAAGAACACUCCGAAUGAAGUGAGGACUGAUAUUGUGGAAUGUUUGAAUAUUGCUGAGGUGGACAACCCAGGAUGGGUAGGAAAGUGCAAGGAUGGAGGAAGAAAUGCUUAUCUUUUGCUGGCCGUGGUAAUAAGUGCUAUUCCUAUACCCAAUGUCCUAAUCCACUGGACAUCCUGGAAAGCUUUAACCAAAUCUAAAAAGGAAGGAGGAUUGGGCUUUAAAGACUUUAUGGGUUUCAAUAAUGCUUUACUUGCCAAAACUGCAUGGCGUAUUUUGCAUAAUCCUGACAGUCUCUGGGUUGGUACUAGGCAUUAUAUUGAUGUUUGGAAAGACCCUUGGAUUCCUGGUAUGAAAAAAUUUAAAAUGCCACUGGAUAAUGCUCCUUCUAUCAAUGAAGAUAUGGUGGUUGCUCAGCUGAUUCAAGAUAGACAAUGGAAUCUUCAUGCUAUCUCCAAUCUAGUGGAAGAAUCUGUUCUUAAAUGUAUUCGUGAGAUUCCCCUAUCUAGUACCCCUCGAGAUGAUUCUUUAUUAUGGGCCCCUGCUAAGAAUGGAAUUUACAAUGUCAGGGCUGGUUACAGAUUGAGCCAUGCUGCUACUAAUGGCAGAAUUAUGGCUACUCGAGCUUCUGUCUCCAGGAAAGUAGAGCCAAGUAUAUGGUCAGCUGUAUGGAAACUGAAAGUCAUUCCAAAAAUCAGAAGCUUUAUCUGGAGAAUCCUUAAUAAUGCUUUGGCCUCUAAGGAUGCUUUAUUCAAACGGAAAUGUGCCACAAACCCAGUCUGUCCAGUUUGUGGAGAUGAUACUGAGACUUUAGAACACUUGUUUCUGCUUUGUGAAUGGGUUAAAGUUGCUUGGCUUGGUAGUGUUAUGGGCCUCAAUAUUUCCCCUCUGAACAUCCAGAAUAUCUCUUUCUGGCUUGAGCAGUUUCUAUUGAUGAUCGAUACUGAGUUAGACUAUGGUAAAGCAUAUAUAAGCACUAUGCUGUGGUCUAUUUGGAAAUUACGUUGUAAAUGGAUUUUUGAACAGGUUCUCCCAAAACCAGAAGAAACCAUCGAGAUGACUAAUCGAACUAUGCAAGAAUACUGGAAUGCAAACUCCCUGCUCCCUAAAGUACCUAGCUAUGUGAUGCCCAAAGCUUCCUUUAAGUGGAGGAAACCACAAGCUAACUCAUUCAAGAUAAAUUGUGAUGGUGCUUUUAAUAAUUCUAAUGGAAGAGCUGGUAUAGGAGUUGUUUGUAGAAAUUCUGAGGGGUUAUUCAUUAAAGGCUGGGCUGAGAAAGUAAGUGCUCAAUCGGCAUUCCAAGCAGAACUCUUAGCUGCUCUAAAGGCUGUCUCUCUAGCAACUCAAUGGCAACACUUCCCGGUGAUUAUUGAAAUGGAUUGUAAGGAUCUUUUCUCUGCUAUUACUCAAAAAUAUUUGCUUCUUUGUCUGUGGCUACUCCAAGGCUUGCUUGCUAAGUUGUUUGCAAUGGUGAAUGAUCGAAGUUCUAUUUGCUUCUCUCUCAUUCCUCGUGAGGGAAAUGCUGCUGCCGAUUUCCUGGCUGCUAUAGCUUCAAAGGAGUUGGGACCUAACAGUCUAAUCUUGGUAUCUCCACCUCCUCUAGCUGAUAUCAUUUUUUGUGAAGCCACUGUUGCUAAUGAAUUCAGUUUUGACCAGCACGUUGAAGAGAAUGACAGGGAAGGGACCAGUUGA